Vanderwaltozyma polyspora DSM 70294 is the source of this 585-nucleotide messenger RNA. It is a transcript of the gene PEX17, whose product is annotated as Pex17p. NCBI's taxonomy places the organism in Eukaryota, Fungi, Ascomycota, Saccharomycetes, Saccharomycetales, Saccharomycetaceae. The transcript has a single exon. The record is from RefSeq and is a predicted model, not a curated record. Bases 1 to 585 code for a protein of 194 amino acids.
AUGAGUGUUGAUAUUAAGAACUGGCCUAACCCAGUCCAAGUGGUUAGAACUACUAGACCAAAUCCUACGAUCGAAGCAAUUAGAUCAAUUUUCUACAAUUCAGGGUUUACAGUUUCAGUCAUAUAUCUUUUAUUGGAGUUUAUAUUCAAACCUAGUCUAGAGAGGCAAUAUGAGCAACGAGUGGAUCUUAAUGGGAUAUGUUUAUUGCAAGUUCGUCAUUUAGUUGUUUCAUUACAGAAAAGACUAAAGACCACGCCAGUUUCUAUAAUUGGAUUUAAUGAAACAGAGGCUACGAUAGAGAAGAGCACGCAAACUGGUGAAGAUAAAAGGAUUAUAAGGGAUUAUGAUGAUCCUUGGGAAGGUAUCAAUGAUAAUUUGGAGCAAUGUUCCUUUAAACUAGACUUGUUCAAUAACGAUUGUGGAAGGCCAUCUAUAAUUGUUGAGAAUUUCACUGAUCAGACAAAAGUUUUAACAGAUCAAUUAAAUGACUACAAUCAAACGAAUAAUAAGCCUAAGAUUUCUCAUGACAUCACUCAAGGUAUUAGAGAGAUGAAAGGAUGGUUUGUCAACGGGGUUAUUUCAUAA